Aspergillus aculeatus ATCC 16872 is the source of this 507-nucleotide messenger RNA. RefSeq lists its product as uncharacterized. The coding region runs from base 1 to 507 and encodes 168 amino acids. The transcript has 2 exons. The record is from RefSeq and is a predicted model, not a curated record. NCBI's taxonomy places the organism in Eukaryota, Fungi, Ascomycota, Eurotiomycetes, Eurotiales, Aspergillaceae.
AUGACCACCCGCGAGACCCAGCGACAACACUUCCUGAACGCGAAUGUCUUCACCAUCAGAUUCUACCGGCGUCUGCCCCGCCCCAACCGCUUCGGAUUCCUGAUCAACCACGGCGUGUGGGUGCUACGCAAAACCUUGGAGCAUGCCCACUUUGGGAAAUUCUAUCAUCUGCUUAUCGGGAACACCAUUCAGGACUGUGACGAGGACGAUGAGGACUUUUACAACAUGAAGCGCGACGAGGCGCUCAAGAUUAUCGACGUCAGGGCACUUAAUGGUUUCGUGCUGCCGGAGAUCUAUGAGAAGCAGGGCUCCCUGGGACGGGAGAUCCGGGCGUACGAUAAGUGGCAGGGAUCGGAGGGCUGGUCGAAGGAGCGCUGGGCAUUCUGGAAAGAGAGGUUUACCUGGAUAUCUACAGUUACGGCCCCGAAUCGGAAGACGAGACGUAUUGCGAAGAACGUGGUCGAACUGAUGGGCAGGAUUGAGCAGGGAGACGAUGGGGUACUGUGA